Panicum hallii is the source of this 1881-nucleotide messenger RNA. Its product is annotated as pentatricopeptide repeat-containing protein At4g02820, mitochondrial-like. Gene Ontology annotation, molecular function: protein binding. Gene Ontology annotation, cellular component: mitochondrion. The transcript is spliced from 2 exons. NCBI's taxonomy places the organism in Eukaryota, Viridiplantae, Streptophyta, Magnoliopsida, Poales, Poaceae. The record is from RefSeq and is a predicted model, not a curated record. The coding region runs from base 32 to 1567 and encodes 511 amino acids.
UACGAGGAAGCCUCGGCCCGCCGACCAAGCCAUGCUCGCGCGCCGGCUCGCGUCCCCCUUCGCCGCCGCGGCCACCGCGAGGCUGCUCUCCGCGGCCGCGCCGGAGGCCUCCUCCGGCGGCGGCGGGGCCGGAGGCGCGGGGAGGGGGGACACGCUCGGGAAGCGGCUGCUGAAGCUCAUCUACCCGAAGCGGAGCGCGGUGGUGGUGCUGCGGCGCUGGGCGGAGGAGGGCCGCACCGUGCAGAAGUACCAGCUCAACCGCGUCGUCCGGGAGCUCCGCAAGUACGGCCGCUUCAAGCACGCCCUCGAGAUCUGCGAAUGGAUGCGGACCCAGCCGGAGAUGCGCCUGCUGCCGGGGGACCACGCCGUGCACCUGGACCUCGUCGCCAAGGUCCGGGGCCUGGCGAGCGCCGAGAAGUUCUUCGAGGACAUGCCUGAGCGCGCCAAGGGGCCGUCCACAUGCAACGCCCUGCUGCACGCGUACGUGCAGCACGGCGUAAGGGAGAAGGCCGAGGCCAUGCUGGCGGAGAUGUCCCGGGCAGGGUAUCUCACCUGCGCGCUGCCCUUCAACCACAUGAUGUCGUUGUACAUGGCGAGCGGGGAGCUGGAGCGGGUGCCGGAGAUGAUCAAGGAGCUCAGGAGGUACACAGUCCCGGACCUCGUCACCUACAACAUCUGGCUGACCUACUGCUCCAAGAAGAACAGUGUGAAGAGUGCGGAGAAGGUGUUUGAUCUGAUGAAGGAUGACAGGGUUGUUCCUGAUUGGAUGACCUUCAGCUUGCUGGCAAGCAUUUACAUCAAUGCCGGGCUUCAUGUCAAAGGGCGAGACGCGUUGGUUGAGAUGGAGAAGAGGGCAUCCAAGAAGGAGCGAGCUGCCUACUCGUCACUCCUCACCCUGUAUGCAAGCUUGUCAGAUAGAGGAAACUUGGACAGGGUAUGGAACAAAAUGAAAUUGAUCUUCAGGAAGUUCAGCGACACUGAAUACAAGUGCAUGCUCACAUCGCUCACAAGGUUUGACGACAUCGCAGAAGCAGAGAACAUUUACAGGGAAUGGGAAUCAGCUUCGGGAACACGCGAUUCCCGGAUCCCAAACGCAAUCCUUUCUUAUUACAUCAAGAAUGGCAUGAUUGAAAAGGCCGAGAGCUUUCUCAGUCACAUCAUGGAGAAACGAGUUAAGCCCAGCUACAGCACCUGGGAGUUAUUCGUGUGGGGUUAUCUCAGCAACAACAAGACAGAUAAGGUCCUUGAAUGUCUGGAGAAGGCCCUGUCAAGCGUGGAGAAAUGGGAACCGAACCAUGAGAUCGCCAUGGCGAUCUAUUCGCAUGUCGAAAAGACAGGCGACAUUGAAGCUGCAGAGAAGAUCCUGGUCAUGUUCCGGGAUGCGGGGUACGUCACAACUGAGAUGUACAACUCGGUCCUGCACACUUAUGCGAAGGCCGAGCUGAUGCCCCUGAUAAUUGAGGAGCGCAUGGAGCAGGAUAAGGUGACAAUGGAUGAGGAGACCAGGAAACUGUUGAGUUUGACGAGCAAAUACCCAAUUGGGGAGGUCUCAACGUUGAUGUCUUAGAUGUGCUGCUAGUUGAAGAGAUGUUUCAGGAUGCAAUGUGUAUCUGCUCACUUCAGUUUCAAGUACAGUGCAAAUAGCAAGCAUUUAGUUUUGAAGCACAGCCUACCCCAACUUGCUUGGAACAAAAGGCUAAGUUGUUGUUGUAGUUGUUGUUGUUAGUUUUGAAGCACGAUAUAAUGGCUUUGGUGUUUCCAUGUUGAUCCACAGAUGCGUAUCAUUCUGCCUCUAGAUUAUCCAAACCUAAUGUUAUCAACCAAAAAGAUCUAAAGCUUGUAACAGUUUGCUCAAUGUUUAACCGAGUAGGCGUUACACUA